Molecule: messenger RNA, 1705 nt
Organism: Diachasmimorpha longicaudata
Lineage: Eukaryota; Metazoa; Arthropoda; Insecta; Hymenoptera; Braconidae
Product: odorant receptor 47a-like
Exons: 8
Coding region: 47-1288 (413 amino acids)
Biological process (GO): detection of chemical stimulus involved in sensory perception of smell; sensory perception of smell
Cellular component (GO): plasma membrane
Molecular function (GO): odorant binding; olfactory receptor activity
Source: RefSeq, a predicted model, not a curated record
CCGCACAACAGUUCUGUUAAACUUCACUACAAGAAAAUAUGUUACAAUGCCGGAAUUCUCCGUAAACUCAAAUUCCCAAUAUUUGCGAUUUGAAUAUUAUCUUGGUGGAGACAUUCUCAUUUUACAAUGUUUAGGAUUGUAUUCGAUGGGUAGCAUUUUUAAAAAUCCCGAAACAAAUUUUCAUUUUUGGGAAACAAUUCCAUUUAUUAUCGGAGUAGGAGGAUUAUGUUUUGGAUUAAUGGGCGAUUUCAGUAGUGUAGUAGUAGAAAUGCGAAAACAUUCAUUGUAUACCAUUGAAGUACUUGCUGCUGCUCUAUGCUCUACCUUGGGCAUAUACAAAGGCUACCGAUUAUGGGUUUAUCGCUAUCAAUUUUGCCACUUCAUCAAGGCAUUCCAUCUUCGUUGGAACGAAGAAGUCACCCAAAAUAUGAUAACAGCAAAGAUGGUGGACGGUGCUAAAUCAAUGCGUUUGUUCAGGAUAUGGUACAGUACAGUGGUGGCAGCCAUUUUUAUGGCAUAUGUCCUACGUCCAUGUUUGGUAUAUCUUCGGUACAAGUUAUCUGGAAGCAAUGAUACUUUCGAUUAUUCACAGACUGCUUAUCCGGCUGAGUAUCCCUUCACACUAUCAACACCUCGAGCAUUUUUUUGUUGCAUUACCUUCGAAGCAAUUGGAAUCUACUUCUUGAUAUGCUACUGGAUAGCAGCUGAUGGGCUCUUUGCUCAACUCACGACACAUUUGGCAAUUCACUUUCAGGUAAUUGCAAAUCGCAUGCGUGAUAUUCAACCUCAAGGAACGAUGAGCUCAGAUCAUGCACAAUUAAUUAUGCAACGGUUAAAGAAAAAUGUACAGGAUUAUUUGAAAUUAUUCAAAUACGUCAAUGAGCUAGAAAAAAUAUACAAUCCAGUGCUGUUCGGUACUGUAUUGGUCAACGGUUUGAAUCUUUGCACCUGCCUUUAUAGUCUCCAAUACAGAAUUUCAAACAACGAGUGGGGAUUGGCUGGAAAAAAUGCAUUACUCACGACUGGGAUAACAGCGCAAACAAUGAUGUUUUGUAUUUGUGCCCAACGUUUGAAUGACGAGGUCGCAGGAGUUCGCCAGGCGGCUUAUGAUUGUUCAUGGACAGAAUUCAAUUCAACAAUAAAAAAUCUGAUUUUAUUAAUAAUGAUACAGACUGAGCCAGACUACGUAUACACAGCGUACGGGUUUAUUCAUUUAAAUAUGCCUCAACUUACAGUGAUUUUCACAGCUGCUAUGCGAUUUUUCACACUUCUCAGGAACAUGACUUAAAAUGGGGUCCAGAUAUUUGAAUUGAAAUUAUUUUGUUACUAUGAUUCUGUGAAUGACCAGAAGUACAUGAAUAAAAAUUAUCCGAUGAUAACUUCGACAAUUUUAUAACAGUAGAUAGCUUAACUUUCGUCAUCUACUAAAGACAGAAUUUGAAUCGUAUAUAGGGAGGGCCUUUCCUAAUAAAUUACGAAACUUUAGGUAAGCGUGAAGCGAAAAUUUUUUUCGAGUAAAAAGUACUCGAAAUUUCAGAAAUCAAUUUGUACUUGUUUAUACUGAGCUCAAAUCUCUCAUUAGUUUCACAUUUAUUGGGGGGGCUCCGUGUGUACUUGUUCAACUGUACAAAUGAUCAACUGUACAGAGAAUUUUCAAACGUAGAGAGCACCACUGUACAGGGAUUCAACUGUCGAGAGAAAAAAC